Molecule: messenger RNA, 1422 nt
Organism: Eimeria acervulina
Lineage: Eukaryota; Apicomplexa; Conoidasida; Eucoccidiorida; Eimeriidae
Exons: 1
Coding region: 1-1422 (473 amino acids)
Biological process (GO): transmembrane transport
Molecular function (GO): transmembrane transporter activity
Source: RefSeq, a predicted model, not a curated record
AUGCUUAGCUCAGGUUCUUUUGCUUCUCUCUGCGAUAAAAGGAUAGAAGAAGGAGGCAGAGACACCCGAGAGCUGCACUCUCUACUGCAGCAGCAGCAACAGCAGCAGCAGCAGCAGCAGCAGCCAGCUCUGGCUUUGUGCGAUGAACAGGAAGCUGCAGUAGAGCAUCUAUAUUCAAUAACUUUGUUUACAAUGACUGCAGCAAGCCUAGCUGCAGGGGCACUCAUGGAUAUGUGGGGGCCCCGGAAGACUGCUAUAUUAGGCUAUCUAAUGAGUGUACUGAGUUCUUUUUGUUUGUCUCUUAGCAGCAGAGUAGGCGAUGUUUGUUUAUAUAUUGGGUUUGUGCUGCUAGGCGCAGCAACAGACACUGCAUUUCUACCCCUUCUCACCACCGCAAGACUGUUCAAAGGACAUGAAGCUCUGCUUAUUUGUAUUCUAGGAAGUGCUGCUUCUGCUUCAUUUGGUGUACCGCCAUUGCUUGAGGCUUUAGCUGCUGCUCUUCGCAUGCAGCGCCCUUUACAGAUAUUUGCGGUGUAUGCACUCUUCGGCCCGGGGCUUUGUCUGCUGCUAGCAGCACUCUUCCUCACUAACUCUGGCUUUAAAGAUAAAGAAAGCUAUCAUACCCAACAUAUAGACAAUGUGCUGCAACUCCAACCGCAGCAGCAGCAGCAGCAGCAACAGCAGCAGCAGGGUCUAGACGGUGCAGCAGCAGCAGCAGCAGAAAGGGAGAUUGAAACGGUGGAGGCAGGCGUGCAGAUAGCUGCGCGUACACCCGAGGCAGCGUCUUCUUCUUGGAUUACAGAGAUGUUUUCUGCUGAGUUUCUUCUUGUUGCAUUAUAUUUCAGCGUUGUCUCGUGUGCUAUUGUCUUCUAUCAGGAGGCCCCCAGCCGCUAUUUUACGCCUGAUAUAGUGAAGAUGCUGGAGGCUGUGCUGCCUCUAUCUUUCUUACCUUGUGCUCUUCUAGGGUGGUUAACAGACAGCUGCGGCGUUAUUUGCUUAAUGUGUAUUGUAACAGCCAGCGGAAUAGGGGCUUACAGUUACGCAUUGCUUGCAGACACUCACAAGGUCUUUGGUUGUCUGUCCGUCUUGUGCUUUACUGUCUUUAUAUCUGUCUUUACUAGUCAGGUUUUCGUGUAUGUUGAGAGACGAUUCCCACCGCAGCACUUCGGUAAGGUUAUAGGGGCCCUGCAGCUUAUAGGAGGGGCCGUGGCGCUGCUAUGCAAUCCUCUUUAUUCUGCUGUUGCGGUGUAUCACCAGCUUUCCCUCUCAACUGUUACGCGGUGUAUCAUCGCCUGCCUCGCUGCUCAAUAUAUCUGGCUGUUCUGCCUCUGGCGUAUUCAGAAAACAAAACCAAUACAAGCAAAACAUAAUCAAUGCAACUUACCAACAGGAGAUGAGCAUUUGAUUGAAGACGAAAGAUGA